AUGCCCUCAAGAUCCUCGCGCGAGACAAUCCGCGCCCAAAUAAGAAACAAAGGCGAUGCUCUCACCCCAGCCGACCGCGAAGCCCUCUUAAAACCCUACCUCCCCGAUCCCGCAGACCUCACAACCUCCCGAUCAGCCCGCUCAUCCCGCCUCCGAAGCAAAAGCAAACCACGCAAAACCCCCAUCCGCACCUUCAUCAAGUCCCAAAUCCACCGUCUCGCCUACGCCCUCACACACAUCAUCUUCGGCAUCGUCGUCCGUCUCAUUCAAGCCUACCACGCCGUCGUCGACCGCAUCCUCGCAAUCGUCUACCACCACCACCGCACCCCAGAACUGAUCCGCAAGGAUGUGCGCUCUCUCAAACGACUCCCGCAACACCUAAGCGUAAUCCUCACCCUGCGCAAAGAAGAUGACGCCCUCGCCGUCCUGAUGGACGAAGUCGCCGAACUCACAGCAUGGUGUACGUGCGCGGGAAUCGCACAGCUAAGCGUCUACGAGAAGAGUGGCGUCCUGAAAUCUUGCAUCCCAGCCCUGCACCAAAUAAUCUCCACAAAACUCGCCUCUUACCACGGAACCUCACAACAGCCCUCCCUCCAACUCUACGCCCCGCACCACGCCGUCCACGGCCCCAGCACUCCCUCCGCUGCCAACGACAUCACCUGCCUCCUCCUCUCCUCAACAGACGGCCGCGAAACAAUCGUCGACCUAACCAAAACGCUCGCAGAGAUGUCUCAGAACGGUAAACUCUCACCCGAAGACAUAACCCCCCGAACUCGUCGACGCGGAAAUAACCGAAAUAACCGCACACCCGGUGCGAGGAAACGGGUCCCGCGCGAGCGGCAGCCUUCUCAAGGCUGA
Penicillium manginii is the source of this 858-nucleotide messenger RNA. Its product is annotated as ditrans,polycis-polyprenyl diphosphate synthase. Gene Ontology annotation, molecular function: ditrans,polycis-polyprenyl diphosphate synthase [(2E,6E)-farnesyl diphosphate specific] activity. The transcript has 2 exons. The coding region runs from base 1 to 858 and encodes 285 amino acids. Lineage: Eukaryota; Fungi; Ascomycota; Eurotiomycetes; Eurotiales; Aspergillaceae. Gene Ontology annotation, cellular component: endoplasmic reticulum membrane; dehydrodolichyl diphosphate synthase complex. The record is from RefSeq and is a predicted model, not a curated record.